ACUCUGAGCUGUCAAACAAAUACUUCCUCCAACCUCCCAGCUGCUUUCAUUAAAGAUGGCUCCCUCAUCAGGACUGAGCCUGCAGGUCACAUGACCCUCCACCAUGUGACCAGCUCUGAUGAAGGUCUCUACAAGUGUAACAUCAGUGGUCAUGGAGAGUCUCCAUCCAGCUGGAUCUCUGUCUCAGUGAAACUCACCACCACCACUUGCACCACCUCCAUCCCUCCAACCACUCCUCCUCCUGCCUCCUCAUCAUCUCUUCUUUCCAUCUUGUUGCCUCUUGCAUCUUUAUGUGUUGUGUUUCUACUGGUGUUACUGGUUCUACUGGUGAAGAGACAUCAUCACAAGUCAAAAGCUGGUAAAGGAGACGACAUCACGUACAGCGACGUCCAAAUAACUCAUCUUCAGCAACAGAAAGUCAAACCCAGCAGAGAUGGGCUGGAAACCUUCUCUCAGUUCUUCAGGACAGAGUUCAGAGAGGAAAGCCUCAAGUUCUGGUCGGCCUAUGAAUACAGAACCACUGAUCCAGGAACAAAGCUGCUGUCCAAAGCCAAAUAUAUUUCUACAGUCUUUAUGGAAUCAGAGGCCCCAUAAACAGAUUAAAGAGAAAAGCUGAAGAAAAGUCUGACAUAUUUUUCACCAUGUGAGGUUUUACUUCAUGCAGAGCAGCAAUGCAUCAUCUGGGGUCUGGUUGACAUGAGAUACCAUGAUAUGUGGUGGAGAGGAGGCUGGUAGCUGCUUUUAGAUCCCAGUUUGUCACAUUUACAAAUGAGUCUGUUUUGUUUUCAUUAUAGAAUCUAGCUAAAGUGUUUCAUUCAUUUAGUUUCAGAUUAUUUGUUAUAUGCCAAACCACAACCUCUGAAUGUGUGAUCAUGUGACUUUUUCUGUGGCAUUACUUCUCAGGUUGAAGUGUGCUUCCACCUAGUGGUUAUACUGUGUAUUACAACAGCACAAAGACUAAAAACCCUCAUCUUUUUAAAAAACGAAAUGAAUGAAUCAGUAUUUUAAUGUGGCCGUGUCUGGAUGUGUUGGUUAAAGACGGGCUGCAGCGUUCUGGACCGGCUGAAGGAGAGCAGGGCUUGGCACACACCAACAUGAAGAGCUUCACAACAAUCAAGUCCUGAACUGAUGGAAGCAUGAAAGGCUUUUCCAGGUCGCAGCGACUAAGAAGAGGUUAAACUUUGACCUGGAGAUGAAGCUGGAGCAGCUUCCAAGCAGCCGUCCAAAUGAACUCUCAGACUUUUUACUUUCUGUUAGAAAGAUGAAGAUAAAGAACCAAAACAUCACACUGACCUCUGACUAUCUAGUUGUUAUAUUCUAUAAUAAACCAGAUACUUCUAUUUGUUUUUAUCUUAUUAUAAAUGUAUUGACUCAUAAUUCAGUGAAAUUUCACCAAGUAAAGAACAACACUUUCACUUUC
Messenger RNA from Girardinichthys multiradiatus, 1420 nucleotides. RefSeq names its product regulator of G-protein signaling 5-like. The record is from RefSeq and is a predicted model, not a curated record. Bases 91 to 594 code for a protein of 167 amino acids. The transcript has 5 exons. Lineage: Eukaryota; Metazoa; Chordata; Actinopteri; Cyprinodontiformes; Goodeidae.